This is a messenger RNA of Lolium rigidum, 1103 nucleotides long. RefSeq lists its product as uncharacterized. Bases 1 to 759 code for a protein of 252 amino acids. The record is from RefSeq and is a predicted model, not a curated record. The transcript is spliced from 2 exons. Lineage: Eukaryota; Viridiplantae; Streptophyta; Magnoliopsida; Poales; Poaceae.
AUGCUCCGCACGUUUCAGUGGACCAAAGAGCUCCUGGUGUGGAACCCUUUCAAUGGCCACGAGCACCCCUUAGCUAUUCCCCCGGUGUUCGGUAGGAAGAGCAUCCAUGGAGCGGUGCUUCGCGCCGCCCCCGGUGUCGACCACUUUCAGGUGGUCUUGGUAAGCACCGACGUCAAACAAGGAGUGGUCGCCUGCGUUUACUCGUCGGAGACCGGUCUAUGGGGUAAUCUCAUCACAACACCGCUUCCAUCUCGGGGCAGGAUUGAUCCGAACAAGCCUGCCGUGCUCGUCGGGGGUUCCCUUUACAUGUUGCUGCUUCGGCUUGAGGCGCCUUCAAUGAUCGUUGAGUUCGACGUUGGCAGGCAGAGCCUAGCAGUGAUACCUCUGCCUGCCAGCUUGGAUUCCAAGCACAGUCGCUUCUACUCAGUUAUGCGCGCAGAUGGUGGUGGGCUUGGUAUGGUUUUUGUGUCAACUUCAGGCGGCAGCGCCCAGUUAUGGAAGAGGAUCGCCGAUUAUGAUGGUGCUGCUUCCUGGUUGCUGCAAAGAACUAUUGGACUAGACAAGCUAAUAUCCCAUGAUUUAAAGAUGAAAUGCUCCCUACAGAUUAUGGGGUUAGCGGAGGAAAACAAUGUGGUGUUCUUGUGGUCCGGUAUCGGUGUCUUCAUGGUUCUGCUUGACUCACUGCAGUUCAAGAGACUUCCCCUAACCAACAUGCGUCAGUGGCAUCCAUUCGAAAGUGUCUAUGCUGCAGGUAUCUAGAGUGACAUCCAGGUCGCCGUGAUGCUGAAAUGAGCUGUGAAGUGGUUUUGUGUACCCCCAUCUAUCAUCUAAUUUAGACGUUCCUUAACUUGGCAUCGGCAAGAACCAAGAAGGUUGAAGGCAUAUUGACCUGAUUUAAGCUCGUGGUUCAUUUAAUUUCCUUGAUACUGUUUAAGCAAUCUAGUCUAUGCGUGUGUGUUUGAUUAGUCUCAGUGUUGUAUCAGGCAAGGAGAUUUCGGGUUUCGUCUUACUUUCCGUGAUGCCCACCGUGUGUCUGUUUGUUGAAGUACUGUCUGGUUCCGAGCUCGGUAUUUAGAAGCUUAAUUCUGACUAAUGAAUGUUGA